This is a messenger RNA of Aspergillus clavatus NRRL 1, 564 nucleotides long. RefSeq lists its product as uncharacterized. The record is from RefSeq and is a predicted model, not a curated record. Lineage: Eukaryota; Fungi; Ascomycota; Eurotiomycetes; Eurotiales; Aspergillaceae. The transcript has 3 exons. The coding region runs from base 1 to 564 and encodes 187 amino acids.
AUGGAAAACUACCUCCCAGAAUACCUCCACCCGCUAACCCAACACCCAACCCUCCAAACCCUCACCCGCCUCCUCCCACCCUCCUGGGCCUUCGCCUGGCCACCCACCCUCACCACAAUCCCCUCCCUCGCAGCCCUCCGCUCAGACUACCUCACGCCGUACCUGGUCAACCCGCUCGCCGCGCUCCUCUCCUCCUCCACCCCAGACCUCAUCUCCGUCCUGCUCCUGCUGCUCAUCCUGUUCGUGUCGCUGAAGAUCCUGGACUAUGCGCGCCGUGUCGUCAUGUUCUGGGUGCGUGUGGUCGUGCGCGUGCUCUUCUGGGGAAGUGUGCUCGGUGCUGCGGCACCUGUGGUCGAGCGACCGGAGCUGGAGCCAGGCCUGGCUCGGGCUCUGACUCUGACUCUGACUCUGACUCGGGCAUGGCUGUGGUAUGUACGCCGUGCGGUAGUCACGGCGAGUCCGCUGCUGACGCCGAUUUUUCGAUUCAAGUCGCAACUCAUAUCGGGAUCGAUUCCCAUGACAGACGCAUCUGCUCGCUGCAACGUCUUUCGGUUGUUUGGAUAG